Zymoseptoria tritici IPO323 is the source of this 2826-nucleotide messenger RNA. RefSeq lists its product as uncharacterized. The record is from RefSeq and is a predicted model, not a curated record. Bases 1 to 2826 code for a protein of 941 amino acids. Gene Ontology annotation, cellular component: nucleotide-excision repair factor 1 complex. NCBI's taxonomy places the organism in Eukaryota, Fungi, Ascomycota, Dothideomycetes, Mycosphaerellales, Mycosphaerellaceae. Gene Ontology annotation, molecular function: single-stranded DNA binding; damaged DNA binding; single-stranded DNA endonuclease activity. Gene Ontology annotation, biological process: resolution of meiotic recombination intermediates; double-strand break repair via single-strand annealing, removal of nonhomologous ends; nucleotide-excision repair involved in interstrand cross-link repair. The transcript has a single exon.
AUGCCGGAGGCUACUGACGUCGCAGACGUGGACCCACCCGUACGUCUGUCGUUACCUCUCGAAUUCCAGCAAGAAGUCUUCCACGAGCUCCGCGACGAGGACAUCCUCCUCAUUCUCGCCCGCGGGCUGGGCCUCCUCCGACUAGUCACCAAUCUCCUCCACUCCUACGAUGCGGCCGGACACAAUCUGGUCAUCCUCAUCGGCGCCGAGGACCGUGAGAAUGACUGGAUCGGUGAGUCGCUGGCAGAGCAUGCCGCCGUGAGCGGGAGUCCGAAGUGUCGCGGCAUGCAGCUGGUGAACACGGACUUGACGAAUGUCGGGACACGGGAGAAGAUGUACAAAAGAGGCGGCAUAUGCUCUGUUACAAGUCGGAUAUUGAUCGUGGAUUUUCUAAGUGGUCUGCUAGACCCGGCGAUGGUGACAGGCGUGGUAGUGCUACACGCAGAUCGAAUGGCGGCGACGAGCUUGGAGGCUUUCAUCGUGCGGAUAUACAGGCAGAAGAAUAAGAAGGGCUUCUUGAAAGCAUUCUCGGAUCAGCCUGAGCCAUUCACGUCUGGAUUUCAGCCGUUGUCGAACAUUCUACGGAAUCUGUUCUUGCGCAAGCCGGUACUGUACCCGCGGUUCCAUGCCACUGUGGCCAAGUCGCUGGAGGGCCGGCGGAAGGCAGAGGUCAUUGAGCUGGAAGUGCCUAUGACGGAGGCUAUGCGAGAUAUUCAGAAUGCGGUCAUGGAGUGUGUGGAAGUGUCAAUAGCCGAGUUGAAAAAGGCAAAUCCAGGACUCGAAAUGGACGACUGGAACCUGGACAGCGCGCUACAUCGAUCCUUCGACUCUAUCGUGAGGAGACAGCUGGACCCAGUCUGGCAUCGAACGAGCUUCCGGACACGGCAGAUUGUACGAGAUUUGGGCAUACUCCGGCAGAUUCUGCAUUCUCUGCUUGUUCUCAAUGCAGUCGACUUCCACAAAUAUCUGGAUACCGUGCUUGCCGCCUCAGCGCCACCACAAGGGUCAAAUCGGAAUAACCAGUCGCCUUGGCUUUUCCUCGAUGCAGCGCAUACUUUGUUUGACUCCGCGAAAAGACGAGUGUACACUGGCAAGAUAAGUGAAGGCCUGGCAACGACAGAAACCGAUGGUCUAAAUCCUGUUCUUGAAGAGAUGCCGAAGUGGGCUCUAUUGGCUGAGAUCUUGGAAGAGAUAGAAAGGGACGUCUACUUCCAUCCUCAGACUCAAGAUGAGUCUAGUGGCAGUAUCUUGAUCAUGUGUGGCGACCAGGGAACAUGCAGACAGCUGCGCGAAUACCUUCAAACCGCGUACAAAGAGUCAGAUGAGCAGAGACUGUCUAGCAAUGAGAACGAGCCUUUUGAGCGGAAGCCGAGCGCGAAAUAUAUGCUACGGCGCAAGCUUCGAUACUACCUACAGUGGAAGACGGACUUCGCUCGGGUGAGCAGCAAUCUCUUUGCCGCGAAUCAGAAAGAGAUCAACGGCACUUCUACCAAUGGUCAAGGCAAUCGCGGAGGCAGAGCUCCUCCUAACAAGCGACGAAGGGUUCGAGGAGGUGGCAGUGGCGGUGCUGCACCCUCGCGAACCAUCGGUGGUACUGUUCAAGUCGCAGGAGACAAGGACGCCCACAUUCAGUCUCUUCUACGCGAGCUGGCCCAGAACGAAGCCGAGGAUAACAACGCUACCAGGGUCGACCUCGGAGCAGAUCCACUUGACGACAUGGAAGAUUAUUACGAACUUUACGACAUGAAAGAUCUUGUAUUAGUACACCCUUAUGAUGGUGACAAAGAUGAUCACCUGCUUGAAGAAGUCAAGCCGAGAUAUGUAAUUAUGUACGAACCGGAUGCGGCCUUUAUCAGGCGAAUAGAGAUGUACCGGAGCAGUCACGGGAAUCGACAGGUCCGGGUGUACUUUAUGUACUAUGGAGGGAGUGUGGAGGAGCAGCGAUAUCUGUCUGCAGUGCGUCGAGAGAAGGACUCUUUCGCGAAGCUCAUCCGAGAACGUGGAAAUAUGGCUUUGACGUUCACCCACGACACCGACAACAUGGAUCCGCAAGAAAGCUUCCUCCGCACGGUCAAUACUCGAAUCGCAGGCGGAGGUCGUCUUGCAGCUACCGCCGAACCACCACGAGUCGUCGUCGACGUGCGCGAAUUCCGCAGCAGCUUGCCCUCACUCAUCCACGGCCGCAACAUGGUGGUCGUACCCUGCAUGCUGACAGUCGGCGACUACGUCUUGACUCCAGACAUCUGCGUCGAGCGAAAAAGCAUCAAAGAUCUGAUAUCCUCCUUCUCCGAUGGACGCCUCUACAACCAAGCCGAGACGAUGCUACAGUACUACAAAGCACCCAUGCUGCUCAUUGAAUUCGACGCUCAGAAAGCUUUCACCCUCGAACCAUUCGCCGACUACUCCGCUUCCAGCAGCAGCAAUCUCGUUGGCUCGGACUUACAGUCCAAGCUCGUGCUGCUCACCCUCGCCUUUCCACGACUACGCAUCAUCUGGUCUAGCUCUCCGUACCAAACCGCCGAGAUUUUCGAAGAGCUGAAGAAGCAGCAAGACGAACCUGACCCGAUCCGUGCGGUGCAGCUGGGAUUGGGAGAAGGGGAAGAUGCAGAGACAAGGACUUUCAAUCAGACGCCGCAGGAUAUGCUUAGAGCGGUGCCAGGUGUCAAUGCGAAAGUGCUUCAGACGCUGAUCUUGAAGUUUGACAAUGUGAUGGACGUGGCGAAUUCGGAUGGGUCAGAGUUGGAGAAGUUGGUGGGUGGGCAGGCGUCGAGGCAGAUUCGUGGGUUCUUUGAUAGGAGGGUUAUGGAUGAUGUGGUUGGUGACUGA